CUUCCAAUAAUUUUUACUUAGUUUACACGACUGCAGAAUAAAUAGGCAAGGUUGUAUCACACUGUAUGUUUUGUUGGCCUAAUUCCACUGAAAACUUAUAUUUAAGGUCAGACUGUGCGCACGAACAUCAACUCUUGACCCCAGCAAUAAAUCCCAUUCACCUAGUGAGUCGCAAGGCUUAGAAGAAAGAGAGUCGAUUACUGCAAAGGCCCAUCAGUGCAUUAUAGCACAGAAUCACGGACCAUUGGAUACCCGCAUUGUCUGUGCCAGAAUCAUCCUGAAUGUCACACGGAAUCAGCUGCAACACACAUGGAGUGUAUUCAUUUGAGCGAAAAUGUAAAAAUCACAGCGCCCCCUAUGAAAGACGAAAAUCCACCGUGCCAGUUUCACUGUUCAGUAUGUAAGACAAGCAAGAGUCCAUGGCUUUGUUUGACAUGUGGAGCGGUUCAUUGUGGAAGAUAUGUCAAUGCUCAUGCCAAACUGCAUUACGAGGAGCGACAGAAGCAUUCAGUGUGUAUGGACUGUGACAGUUAUGCAGCCUUUUGCUAUGCCUGUGAUGAGUUUGUUAUCAAUGAUACCGAUUCAGGAGACCUAGACAAACUUAGGAAACAUUUACGAUCAGUAGCAAAGUUUCAUACAGUGAAGAACAGGAGGCGUGAUUCAUUGGACUCGACAGAAAAUGAAGGAAAAAAGAAAAAAAUUAAAACAGACACUGGUGCUAAAGCUAUCAAACCUCGUACUUCAGGACUUAGAAACCUAGGAAAUACGUGUUUUAUGAACGCUGUGCUGCAGUCGCUUAGUAACAUCCAGCAGUUCUGUGGCUACAUAAAACAAUUGCCAUCUCUGGAAAAGAAGAAGCCUCGAGCAAAUGUGACCAGGUAUAGAAAUGGACGAGAUGAUGACAUUUUGUUGGUAGAAGAACUAAGAAAAACACUGAUACAACUGUGGCAAGGGAACAAGUCUGCAAUCUCCCCAGAGUCACUUUUUUCUGUUAUAUGGAAAGUAGUGCCUAGAUUUAGGGGUUAUCAACAACAGGAUGCUCAUGAGUUUAUGCGGUAUUUAUUGGACCGUUUACACACAGAGCUUUUGACUCUUCUCCCGUACCCUAAUCCUUCCAGUCCAUACAUAGGACCAAAAGGAAAAAGUACAAUUGUGACUGCCAUCUUUGGUGGUCUACUUCAAAAUGAAGUAAACUGUCUUAUAUGUGGAACAGAUUCCAAGAAACAUGACCCUUUCCUUGAUCUCUCUUUAGAUAUUCCUGAUUGUAAGGAAGGACUUGUCAACUUGUCAGAGUGCUUGUCCCACUUUACUGAGGUAGAAGAAUUAGAGGAGUCAGAGCUGUACAAUUGCGGCACUUGCAAACGGAAACAGCGGUCAACUAAACAAUUCUGGAUAAGACGCUUGCCAAAUGUACUUUGUUUACAUAUUAAAAGAUUUCGCUGGAGCUCGCACUAUAGAGUGAAACUAGAAACUUUGGUCAAUUUUCCUAUACAUGGUCUGGACAUGAAUGAAUAUGUGCUUAAUAACAUGCAUGAAACGAGGAACAGCUGCUCUGGUAGUAAUCUGUAUGAUCUAGCUGCUGUAGUUGUUCAUCAUGGAUCAGGGGCUGGUUCCGGCCACUACACUGCCUAUGCUUACCACGAUUCUCGUUGGUACCACUUCAAUGACAGUAACGUAUCUGUGUGUGAGGAGGAGACUGUGGCCAAAUGUAAGGCAUACAUACUGUUCUAUGUGCGCCGAGAACUCAAAUUACCCGACUUCUUGGUGAACAUUGGGAGCAAUGGCGAGGAGACGACAAAAGAAGAUCAGUAGAAUAGCCUAAUUGGAAUGGGCUGUUUUUACACACAGAUUUAUGUGUGGCCACAAAUGUUCACGAUGCUAGAUGGAACCCUGUCACUUUCUCGGUAAUGUUUGCAUGAAAAUGUUAUACACAGAAAAACUGUAUCGGCUGGAAUAACUAUAGAGAAUAUCAUGAUAACUCAUGAUUUGACAUGUUAAAGUUACUUCAAACACACUUAAUUAUUAAUCAUCGUUGUUAACUUUUUUUUUUUCAAAAACUAAUGCCAGGACUUGAACCAGCCCGUAACAUAUUGCCUGGCCUGUUACAGGUGUGCAGGUCUGCUUCAUUCACUAUACUAAGUCUAGUAUCAGUAUCCGCCAACAUUCCAUUUAGUUUCAUAUACAUUGAACAUGCAUGUGAUUCAUUGUUUGCCAACUGCAUUGUCUGCAUUUGUAUUUAAAACCUCAGAAGCAGGCAGUGUUGUGCUUCACAUUUCUUUCAGUUUUGCAUGGUAUUUAUGGUUUUGUACGUCAGAUUCCUAAGUUUUUUAGGGUACGUAAAUGUUUACAGAACAUUGUCACAAUGAUGAAGUAGAAAAAAAUCAGGGAUACUUAAGUUUAAGCUAUUGUGCAGUACAAGUUCAAAAGUAAUCAACAGUUUAAAGAUCAAGAAAUAAAUAUUUCUAAAGCUGUCUCAGAAAAU
This is a messenger RNA of Lingula anatina, 2482 nucleotides long. RefSeq names its product ubiquitin carboxyl-terminal hydrolase 3-like. The record is from RefSeq and is a predicted model, not a curated record. Gene Ontology annotation, molecular function: cysteine-type deubiquitinase activity; zinc ion binding. NCBI's taxonomy places the organism in Eukaryota, Metazoa, Brachiopoda, Lingulata, Lingulida, Lingulidae. Gene Ontology annotation, biological process: protein deubiquitination.